This is a messenger RNA of Vanderwaltozyma polyspora DSM 70294, 930 nucleotides long. RefSeq names its product protein GET4 (gene GET4). Gene Ontology annotation, molecular function: protein binding. The transcript has a single exon. Gene Ontology annotation, cellular component: cytosol; TRC complex. The record is from RefSeq and is a predicted model, not a curated record. Lineage: Eukaryota; Fungi; Ascomycota; Saccharomycetes; Saccharomycetales; Saccharomycetaceae. The coding region runs from base 1 to 930 and encodes 309 amino acids. Gene Ontology annotation, biological process: protein insertion into ER membrane.
AUGUCAAACGGUAAUACUAGUAAUGCUAAAUUGGCAAAGACUUUGCAAAGAUUUGAAUCCAGAAUUGCUGCUGGUGAUUAUUAUGAAGCUCAUCAAACUUUGAGAACCAUUGCCAAUAGAUAUGUGAGGAGUAAGUCUUAUCCAGAUGCUAUUGAUUUGAUUAGUCAAGGUUCCUUGUCCUUUUUGAAAGUCAAACAAGGUGGUUCAGGGACAGAUUUGAUUUUUUAUUUGUUAGAGGUGUAUGAUAUUGCUGAAGUUCAAGUAGAUGAUGUUUCAGUCUCUAGAUUGGUGCAGUUGCUUGUGAAUGUGGAUGUCAACGAACCUAAUUUAAAGGAUGUGAUAGUUGCAAUGAACAACUGGUCUGUAAAAUUUAGUGAUUAUAAAUUUGGUGAUCCCUAUUUGCAUAAUGUUAUAGGUAGCAAGUUGCUAGAGAGAGGUGAAUAUGUAUAUGAAGCUGAGAGAUAUCUUUUAUUAGGAACUGAAGAUUCUGUUGAUAAAUAUAUCGAAUUGAUCUGGAAUUGGUUCAAUCAGGAUGGCGAUUUACAAGAAGUUGGUUCUUUCUUCAGUAGGUUGAUAUUAAACUACUUAUUUAUAUCUAACAUUGCAUUUGCUUAUAAGGCUAAAGAUGUGUUUUUGCAAUCUUUUGUUGAUAAAUACCAACCAAAGGUACAGAAUAUCGAAAAAAAUGGAUUUAAAAUGUUUCAAUUCGAAGAAUAUCCUGAACUAAACUUUUUACAAUUGUUGUUAUUAACCUGUCAAACAAAAAAUAAGGAUUUGUUCAUUAAUUUGAAAACCUAUUACCAAGAACCUGCUAAGAAAUUUAACAAAGAAAUGGAAUUUUUAGGUCAAGAAUAUUUUGGCAUCAUUGCUCCAAGACAGGCCAACUUUCUACAAGAUAUGAUGUCAGGUCUAUUGGGUGGUGGUCUAUAA